AAAACCCUAGAGACAACACAAGCUCACAAAUUAUAAAUUCCCUCUUAAACCCUCCUCUGUUCCGCCUCUUUCACUCUCAUUACUUCUCUCCCUCUCCAACACUCUAACUAAACCCUAACCCUCUCUCCGUCUCUAUCGCCUUCUCUAUUUUCAUUCAUGGAGUUUUGGGGUGUUGAAAUUAAGGCUGGGGAAACUCUUAAAGUGGAACCUAAUCCUGAAAGUCUCAUCCAUCUUUCUCAGGCGGCUUUAGGUGAGUCAAAGAAAGAGAAGGGAAAUGAAUCAGUGCCCCUUUAUGUGAAAGUUGACAACAAGAAGAUUAUAUUGGGGACUCUUUCUCAAGAAAACUUCCCACAGAUAGCUUUCGAUAUAGUUUUUGAAAAAGAGGUUGAGCUAUCUCAUAACUGGAAGAAUGGGAGUGUCUAUUUAAGUGGUUAUCAAACUCCUCUACCAGAGGAAGAUGAUAUGUUUUCUGAGGAGGAAUCAGAUGAUGAAGAGCCACUUCCACUGGUCAAUGCUGACAAUGGUGGAGUUCAGCUAGCGGGAACUCAAAAGGCUGCAGCUAAGUCUAAUAUUGCCAAACCCGAGUCUUCCACAAAACAAAAGGCUAAGCCUGUACAACCAAGCAAAGCUGAGGAAGCCUCUGACGAUGACGAUGAAUCUGAUGAUGAUGAUGAUGAUGAGGAUGAUGAUGAAGAUGAAUCUGAUGAUGAGGAUGAGUCUGAAGAGGGAAUGUCUGUUGAUGAAGAUUCAGAUGAUGAAGGUGAUUCUGAGAGUGAGGAUGAGGAGACACCAAAGAAGGCUGAUAAAGGCAAGAAGAGACAAAAUGACUCUGCUGUAAAGACACCAGUGUCCUCAAAGAAGGCAAAACUAAUCACACCUCAAAAGACAGCAGAUGGUAAGAAAGGUGGGCAUACUGCUACCCCCCAUCCUGCCAAGGGUGCAAAAGCUUCUGCCAAUGGCAACACUCCUAAACCUCAGACCCAGACUCCAAAAUCUGGCGGCAAGUUUUCUUGCAACUCUUGUGAAAGGUCAUUCGGCUCAGAUGCUGCUUUGCAGUCUCACUCAAAAGCUAAACAUAGCAGCAAGUGAAUGGGUUGAAUUUGAGAGGGAACUAUCAAGAUUUUGUUAGGUACGGCAUCGGGAAUGAGAGGCUUAUUAUAUUUUGUAAUUUCAGUUAUGGAUUGGAUGUAACAUUUUGGAGAUUUGCUUCUGUUCCGGAUAUUACAUAUUUUUUCUCAUAUUCUUAUAUUAGCUCUAAUUCAAUUUUCUGUUUCACCCAAA
Molecule: messenger RNA, 1281 nt
Organism: Ricinus communis (castor bean)
Lineage: Eukaryota; Viridiplantae; Streptophyta; Magnoliopsida; Malpighiales; Euphorbiaceae
Product: histone deacetylase HDT1
Exons: 10
Coding region: 157-1089 (310 amino acids)
Source: RefSeq, a predicted model, not a curated record